Messenger RNA from Schistocerca cancellata (South American locust), 3937 nucleotides. RefSeq names its product protein Skeletor, isoforms B/C. NCBI's taxonomy places the organism in Eukaryota, Metazoa, Arthropoda, Insecta, Orthoptera, Acrididae. Bases 143 to 2242 code for a protein of 699 amino acids. The record is from RefSeq and is a predicted model, not a curated record. The transcript is spliced from 14 exons.
CUCCAGUGCGCGACGACACACAUGCAGCGCGACCACCGCCGCCGGCACCGCCACCGCCGCUGCUAGCGCCCGCGCACAAGCACCCACAACCACACACUCUCUCUCACAAACACACACGCACCGAACCGCCGGCCCGCCCGCCAUGGAGCGGCCGCUUGCUUUCGCCGCCGCCAUCUUGGCGCUCACAUUACCCUACGGAGUGCCCGCGGCGUCCCGUGGCAGCAGCAACUACUACGGCAAACCCAUCGGCCCCCUGACCGAGUACGCACACGGCAUCCGAGGCACCGCGUACGCCGUCGACGAGUCCACGAUCUUCAUCAAGGGCUUCUCCUACGACGGCACCGGCCCAGACGCGUUCUUCUGGGUCGGCAACACGUCCAGACCUUCGCCUGACGGCUACAUCGUACCAUACCCAGAUGACUACAAAGGCAGAGAGCCUCCAAUGCUGAAGGCUUACAACAACACGGACGUGAUCCUGAGGCUGCCCGGGGGCAAGCGGAUCCGCGACAUCAAGUGGCUGAGCGUCUGGUGCCGGCGGUUCACGGUGAACUUCGGCGAGGUGUUCAUCCCUCUGGGGCUGGAGGUGCCCAAGGCGCGCGUCCUGCCCGAGUUCAAGCGGCUGGCGCACGGCCUGCGCUCGGGCAACAUCAGCGUGCUCGACGCCAAGACCUUCUACAUCCCCAACCUGCACUACGACGGCGCCGGGCCCGACGCCUACUUCUGGGUCGGCAACGGCACCGAACCCAGCCCUCUCGGCAUCAAGGUGCCCAACGAGAUAGGCAGCCUGGACCCGCUGCGCGGCUACCAGGGUGAGGACAUCGAGAUCCAGCUGCCGGGCAACCUGACGGUGUACGACAUCGACUGGCUGGCGGUGUGGUGCGUGCAGUACCGCCACAACUUCGGCCACGUGCUCAUCCCCAAGGACCUGGACGUGCCGCCGGCCCUGGGCCAGACCAAGAUCACUACGAGCAGCACGGCGCCAGCGCCCGGGGACGUGGAGGAGGUGGGCUCCGGGAACUGCCGGCAGCUGCUGGGCGACCGCCUGCAGGUGCGCUGGCAGAUGAUGGCCGACGGCGUGCAGGUGCAGCUGGACGCGCGCAUCCGCGAGGACCAGUACGUCGCCUUCGGGCUCAGCGGCGAGCAGGGCAGGUCGACCAUGGUGGGCGGCGACGUGGUGGUGGCGUUCUACGACGCGUCCACGGGCCAGUUCCGCGCCGACGACUACUACAUGUCGGCGACGGCGCAAUGCGACGGGCAGAACGGCGUCUGCCCCGACGAGCGACUGGGCGGCCGGAACGACGUCGUCGUCAUCUCGGGGCGGCGGACUCGCGGCGUCACCACCGUCGUCUACAAGCGACCUCUGCGUACCAACGAGCCGGUACACGACCGUGCCAUCCCGUCGCAGGGCGCCAUCUCCGUCAUCGCUGCAAUCGGGCCACUCAACACGCGCAAAGAAGCCAAUGCGCAUGCGCCCACGGACAAGACCGCAGAUGACAUACGAAUUGACUUCAGCAGCCGUGAUGAUAACGACUGCGUGAUAUCCCCAUCAGAUGUGACAGAAGCACCUACCAUCCAACCCUGGCCAGUCGAAAAAAUCCUGGGAGAAACACAAUUCACGGCGCGCAUCGGGCCCACUGGUGGGAAACGCGGUUACACCCCAAUCACAGGUCAUCCUUCCUGGGGAAUUGCAUGGUACAUAAAUGACCGCCUCAUACCAGAAAUAACAGUUGAGAGAGGUCAGACAUACACCUUUAUGGUAGAAGGAGGUAAUGAUCGCACAAAUCCUGCACGUUACCAUCCCUUCUACAUAACUGACAGUCAUGAGGGUGGUUUUGGCCAAAAGUCGGAAGAGGAUCAGAAAGAGCAGAGAGUUUUUGCAGGUGUUGGCUAUGAUGCAGAGGGAUAUCCAUAUCCCACGGCAGCUGGACGUUACUGUGAAUGGACACACAAAACCAUUGAUAAAUCAGCGGAGACAGAAACAUUUGAAGAAUUCCUAAAAACAUUGAGACUAGUGUGUGAUGAUGGUGCACCAGCUUACCUCAACUGGACUGUUGAUGAGGAAACACCAGACUUGGUUUACUAUCAGUGUUACACCCACAAUAACUUGGGCUGGAAGAUACAUGUCGUGGAUCGAGGACGGUGGUCACAACGAAAUGGUACAAAUUCAGGCACUGUGGUAGUGCCAUCUCUGGUCCUUCUGAUAGCUGUUCUGCUGAACACCAUUCUGCUCUUUCAGAGAUGAAACAUAGACAAUAAGUUUGACAAUAAGAUAUUUGCAUUUGUAUUUUUUUAGGGUGAGUUGUAACCAAUUUUUAAUUUUUCUACAUCCAUGAACAUAAAUUUGCAUUUACGCACAGAAUGAGAUUGUGUCAUGGUGAUUGAUAUGAAGUUAAGAAAUUGCACAAACCAUCAGUAAAGUAACUGGACAAUUGUUAGUUACUCUCUAUCUUGGAGGAAGUUAAUGACUUGUGAUAGAAGUUGGGUUUUCCUCUAGAUUAACUGUGCAUGUGCUAAAAGAGGGUCCAUUGCACUUUUAAAAAGAAAUUCCAAUCCUGUGUGAAAUGAGUGAAUGAGCCAUGAUACUUUUGCACUUAGUGAAGGUGAUGCAUGGAGACAAUUACUUAAUUUUAAAGAUCCAAAGUAAUUUAAGCUUUGAGAUAUAUGCUUUCGGGUAUCUCAGUAUUCUAGAGCUAUGUACAGUUCUGUUUCAUUCUUUCAUAUGUUUUUGUAUGUGUAUUAACACAUUUCUCCCACACAUGUUUAAGCAAUGUGCACAGAUUCUGAAAUCCAGGAGAAUUGUUUCAGAAGUAUACUACAGAAAUCUAAGUUUCUGCUGAGUACUGUUUGCAUCAUAUCAAAAUGCAUGAUGUUGCAAAUGAAAAUUCAGUUAUUGAACUUCCAAUAUUCCAGUGUUUGCCAUUCAGAUAGCAGUGCAGGCCACUUCAAGUAGCACAUUAUUUGUCUCCUUAUAGUUUUUAAGCUUCUGUACAAAUAAAUAUUUGUACACAAAAAUUUAUGUGAGUUUGUUCUAGAGGAAAGUAGCCCUUCGAAAAAACAAAACUGGAUGUAGUAAACUUCUAUUUAUGCAAAAAAACCUGCCUAUAAUUUUGAGAAAUCUGAAUGACAACACUGUUGAAUGAAAUGAUUGAGGUUAAACUUUAUGAUACUACUUGUUCCAACUGGUGCUUUAUGAUUAGACAGAAAAAUUUUUGAUGGUAAAUAUUUGUCAACUACAUAACCUCAUCUGUGCUUGACUGGACAGGACAAUAAUUUUACAGUAGAUCCUAAUAGAAUAAGCAAAUGAAUAUACACAUUACUACAAAUAUUCCUUGCAUAUCAAAAAUAUUUACAGAAACAUAUAAUUCAUACUUAAGCUCAGAAUAUAUUUUUGUAAUUCAUGAUGUUCUCUAUUUAAAUCACUUAUGAGAAAGACAUUCAUAAUGCUAUUAAUGAGUAAUAUUUUUGUAACAUGCAAGGUAUGGACAUUCUAUUACAAUGUACAAAAAUAAUUUUUAUAUAUUAAUUUUAGUUUAUAGUUUAUUGUGGUGAGGUUGGUAAAAACAUAUACUUAAAUUUGAAUUAAGGUUCAUUUUCUAUGCUUUAUUAUUUCUUCUGAUUCAUUUUAAAUGGAUAAUGGUGUAUAGAGAACCUGUUUUGUAGCUGUUUUGAUUGAUUCAUGUUCUACAGAUCUUGUUAGAUAAACAUCGUUGAAAUGUGAGAGAGAAUUUUAACCAAUUUUCCAGUGUAAAGGAAAAAAUGUUUCAAGCUAUUGUCAGAAUUUCAAUAAUUACGUAAGACAAUACAAGCUGUUGUUAGAUAUUUUAAGAACUCAAAUAUUGUAGAUGACUUCAAGUCAUUUUAUGCCAAGUUGUGGAAAAUUGUUUCCUACUUUGAUUUUUGUUUCAAUAAAUAACUGAAAUUAUUUUUUCAGUAGAAA